UGCCCGCACUUGUGAAAGUGCAGCAAGGAAGACGAGGCCGGUGCAGAGCAGGGCAGGGCCUGGGGUCCUUGCAGCCCAGGGGCUGGUCCUCUCCCCUCCCCCGGGAUGUGCUCUCUGCAGCCCCCUGCUCGGCCCUUUCUUGCUCUGCUGCUUCUGGUUUCCAUCAAACAAAUUUCAGGAUCUCUCCUUCAGGAGACAACUCGAAAGUGGGCUCAGUACAAAGAGAAGUGCCUGAGAGACUUACUCAAAAAACCUUCUGGCAUAUUUUGUAAUGGAACCUUUGAUCGGUAUGUAUGCUGGCCUCAUUCUUCUCCGGGAAAUGUCUCCGUUCCCUGCCCGUCAUACUUACCUUGGUGGCAUGAAGAGGACUCAGGAAGGGCCUACCGACGCUGCUUGGCUCAGGGCACUUGGCAGACGCAGAACUCCACAGGUAUUUGGCAGGAUGACUCCGAAUGCGCUGAGAACCACAGCUUCAAAGAAAAUGUGAAACACCAUGGCUUGCUGUCCACCUUGCAGCUGCUGUAUACUGUGGGGUAUUCGCUCUCCAUUGUCUCCCUCCUCCUGGCUCUCACUGUCCUCCUGUGUCUUCGAAAACUCCACUGCACACGCUACUACAUCCACAUGAACUUGUUUGCCUCUUUUAUCCUGCGAGGCGUGGCCGUGCUGGUGAAGGACAUCAUCAUCUACAACUCUUACUCCAAGAAGCCCGACAGUGAGAAGCAGUGGCUGUCCUAUGUGUCAGAGAUCUCCACCUCCUGCCGCUCUGCCCAGGUCCUCCUGCACUACUUCGUGGGGGCCAAUUACUCCUGGUUUCUGGUGGAAGGCUUUUAUCUCCACACGCUGCUGGAGCCCACAGUGCUUUCUGGAAGGCGGCUGUGGCCCAGAUACCUGCUGGUGGGUUGGGCCUUCCCACUGCUGUUUGUUGUGCCCUGGAGUGUCGCCCGUGCAAAGCUGGAGGAUACAGGGUGCUGGGGAACAAACAAUAAUAAGCCAAUCUGGUGGAUCAUCCGAGGACCCAUGCUCCUCUGUGUAGCAGUCAAUUUCUUCUUCUUCCUGAAAAUUCUCAAGCUUCUCAUCUCUAAGCUCAAAGCCCAUCAAAUGUGCUUCAGAGACUAUAAAUACAGGUUGGCAAAAUCAACGCUGGUUCUCAUUCCUUUAUUGGGUGUUCAUGAGAUUAUCUUCUCUUUUGUCCCUGAUGAUCAAGUUCAAGGAUUUUCAAGACUUAUACGACUCUUCAUUCAGUUGACUCUGAGCUCCUUCCAUGGGCUGCUUGUGGCCUUGCAGUAUUGCUUUGUCAAUGGAGAGGUGAAGGCUGAGCUGCGGAAGCACUGGGUCCGCUUCCUGCUAGCCCACCACUCAGGCUGCAGAGCCUGGGUCCUGGAGAAGAAUUUCCGGUUCCUGGGGAAUUUUCCCAAGAAGUUCUCCAAGAGAGACAGUGCCAGGGCCCUGCAGAGGCCACAGUCCUUGCCUGGCGGUGGGCAGCUACUGCAGCUGACUGCGCAGGGCCCAGGGGAGCCAGGCACCAGGUCCCAGCGGGGCCAUGCAGCCUGGUCCUAUGGCAGCAGCCUGUCUGAAAGCAGUGAGGGAGACUUCUCUCUGGCCCACACCAUGGAGGAGAUUCUCGAAGAGAGUGAGACCUAGGCAGGCGGCAGAGCUCUGGCUCUGCCCAUUGGGGACUCCUGAGAUGGGUGGUGGAGGAGGCCAAGCCAGAUGGGUAUUGUGGGAAAUGCUCAUUACACUCCUCCUGCACUCAGUCCACUUUGCUCUGCUUGAGGUUACAUAAACACUCACCGCUUCUGCCUGCCUUUGUCAUCCUAAUAACUCCACUGGUGUUUUCUGGAAUGACCACCAGCCUCUGGGGCUGGCCCUAAAUUCAAGUGAAUGGAGCCCCAAGAUACAGAGAGAUGUCUGCUAUGAAAUAGGGCAGCCAGCCUCUCUUCCUUUAGUUUACCCCUGGUGGCACAAGGUUUCCAUGUGGGGCUGGGUGCAGGGUGUAGAAGGACCACCUGGGAAGGGUUUUACCUGCAUAGUCCUGCUCCUGGCAGGGUCUGGGAGAGUGUGUCUGGAAGGAUGGCCAGGGCUGUCAGUGGGUAAUGAGCUUCCCAGGUAGUUCUGACGCAAGCCCAAGUGUGCAGAGCUAGAACCCCGCCUAGACAGCCAAUGGCAGGGCAAGCCAGUGGUGUUCUGAAUUCUGCAGUCUGGCUGUGACAUGCCCGCCAUCCUCAGACAGAGUGUCACCCCGCUGCCCACAGAACCUGAUUCCUUUCCUUCUUCUCCCCUCCUCCUCUCCUGUCAAGUCUUUCCUUCCUCUCUCCCUCUCAGGUCUUCAGCAAAAGUUCUGUUUUAUUUGUAACAGCCCCCUCCUUCCUCUCAGGGUUGGUCCCAGUCCUGAGGGCCCCUCUGAGAGGCCCCUAUCAGUCCUUUCCUCUGCUUGUUGGCUCUGCCUGCCUUUCUCAUCUUGGCUUCCUUGAGCCUGGCUUGCCCUCCCAUUCUCUGCCAUUUUUGGUUUGCCACUGACACAUUGGUGCUCCAGCAGUUUGCCACUGCUCUCCCUGCCCCUAGUGCCCACUGACAGGAAUUGCAUGCCACAUGUGGACACGGAUGCUGAAAGCUGGAGGGCCAGGUGAAGUGAUAGGGCUGCAGUGGAUGACAUGCUGGUGGGGCAGGGGGACACUGAGAGGGCAAGGCCUGUGUGACCCGUUCUGCCCACACAGAAUCUGGGUUGUGCCCCAGACCCUGAGGAGAGGGUGCUUCUGGAGCCUGAGGAGGCCCCAGGCAAAUAGGGUCUGGCUCAGUGGCUGAAACUCUAAGGCAAGAAGUGGAAAGAAGAUGGGAGGAGAAGCAUCCUAUGGAAACAGGGUGUUGAUGCCUAGGAAUGUUGCCUGUCUAGUGUGUAAAGUGUACGUGUAUGUGGGUGGGGUGUGAUGUCAUGGGACUAAAUAGUAGUGCCUUAUGUUUAGAAGGGGGCUAUAUGUCACUUCUCAAGUGGGGUUGCCAGAUUUAACAAAUAAAAACACAUCAUGCUCCAUUAAAUUUGAAUUCCAGGUAAACAAAUAAUCUUGUAAAAGUAUAUCCCUUGGGAUAUACUUUAUCUAAAAUUCAAUUUUAAUUGUGCAUCCUGUAUUUCACCUGACAACUCUGUUUUCAAGGGUACUUUGCUGUAGGGCUGGGACUAGAGGCAAGAGAGGGUGUAUGAUUUGAGAGUACUUAAAAAAAAUCUUUGAUUGUCAAGGUUAGUAAUAUCUUAAUGUGAUAUUUUAAAAAAAUCAAAUCUGCAAACUACAGCCUAUGGGCCAUCAUACAAAUGAUGUUUCAUUGAAACCAGGGCUGGAAUGAGGGUGAGGGGAGCCAGGCCAGUUCAUGCAGGUGCAAUUUUGCUCAUUCCAAAUUUUUUAACAUUAAUUUUUAUUUUUAAACGAUUGCAUUCAAAGAUGAUUAAUGUUGAUUGCUGAGUUGUUUGUCCCCUCCCCAUUGAAUUUUGCACCUGAGGUCACUGCUCAUCUAGCCCUCACCCUAGUCCUGCCUCUGUCUUGCAAAAGGCAAAACUAAAGUAGCUUUGAAGGCAUUAGGCAAGUGCAGAACAAAGGUCUGUUUUUUGGUGUACAGGUUAUCCAUGAUUCAAUCACCAAAUCAUAUGUCCUAAUUUUUCUUCUCUGCAAAUGUCCCUGCCUUUUCUCAUGAGCCUACUAGCUCCAGGAAAUCUGGGGCCAUGUCGUAUUCCCAGCCUGUACCCAGCACAGCUGGUUCUGAGUAGGAGCCCAAUACACGUGCAUCAGAUGACAUGGACGGAAAUGUCUCAGGAGCAUCAGAUGCUGCUGGGGGUCAGGUAUCUGGAACCCUCUCACUAAUAGGAGAAGGAAAUUUUUUUUUCAUAGCUUUGUAAAUAUGUCCUUCCCCCCUUACUCCACAAAUGGGGUGGCACACACACACUGCUU
Molecule: messenger RNA, 3935 nt
Organism: Phyllostomus hastatus (greater spear-nosed bat)
Lineage: Eukaryota; Metazoa; Chordata; Mammalia; Chiroptera; Phyllostomidae
Gene: GLP2R
Product: glucagon like peptide 2 receptor
Exons: 13
Coding region: 106-1641 (511 amino acids)
Biological process (GO): adenylate cyclase-modulating G protein-coupled receptor signaling pathway; cell surface receptor signaling pathway
Cellular component (GO): plasma membrane
Molecular function (GO): peptide hormone binding; glucagon receptor activity
Source: RefSeq, a predicted model, not a curated record